AUGUUCCACAUGGGCCGCCUGAUUCGGGUGGAGCGUGUCCGUGCGCAGCAAUCUAUGCAAGGCGCGAAUGUGGCCCCGUUUGAAAGUGUCACUUUAACAACAUUCGGCCGGAACACUCAGUUGUUCGUCGAUUUACUGGAGGAAGCUCGGGAGACUGCGGUGGCUCGAGAGAAAGGAUGGACUGUCGUGUACAAGCCUAUUGGUCCAGACUGGCGCCCGUUUGGUUAUCCCCGACCACGUAGACCCUUGGAAUCGGUUGUUCUACGCGAAGGCCUUGCCGAAAGCGUUGUGAACGAUGUGCAGGAGUUUAUCGACAAUCAGUCUUGGUACACGGAGCGUGGUAUUCCCUAUCAUCGGGGUUAUCUACUCUACGGUCCACCGGGAUGUGGAAAAACCAGUUUCAUCACUGCUCUUGCCGGUCAUCUGGACUACAGUAUCAGCGUGUUGAACUUGAGCGAAUUUGGUAUGACUGCAGACCGUCUAGAUCAUUUGUUGACUCACGCACCUCUGCAAUCUAUCAUACUGCUGGAGGACAUCGACGCAGCAGUGCACAAUCGACAGUCUGUUGCAGCUCAAUCGAAAGCCUACGAAGGAAUGCCCACGCUGACUUUGAGCGGACUACUGAAUGCGCUAGAUGGCGUCACUUCCACUGACGGACGAAUCAUCUUCAUGACUACAAAUCACUUGGACAAACUAGAUGCAGCUCUGAUCCGGCCCGGUAGAGUGGACAUGCGAGUUCAUGUAGAUUAUUGUGAUGCCUUCCAGUUACGACGAAUGUUUUCCCGCUUCUUUCCCUCUGACGAUGGCCCCACCCCGGUGGUGUCGGAUCCCGGCUAUACCGGUGAGCAACAGACACUGUCUACCACAAGUCACACUCACGCUCCACACACAAUUCAGUCGCUGGCUACCGAGUUCGCACGUCAACUGGAACAUGUCUGUCUGAGUUCUGCGCAAGUUCAAGGGUUCCUGCUCACACACAAGGACAACCCCGUUGGAGCCCUGAAACACGUAGACGAGCUUCGCCGAGCAGGUGUCUCUCUUGACUCCUCACAACGUUUGAGCCCAGAAUCGCAUCCUUCUGCUGUAUAA
Dicrocoelium dendriticum is the source of this 1089-nucleotide messenger RNA. The record is from the annotation of a GenBank genome assembly. Lineage: Eukaryota; Metazoa; Platyhelminthes; Trematoda; Plagiorchiida; Dicrocoeliidae.